AUGGACACUAUCCUACGCGAAGCUCUUCAAGAGUCCUUGGGGACCAUCGACCCGUCCAUCGUUGUGACGGCUGCUGUCGGUCUACUCAUGAUUCUGGGCCUUGUUACAUUCAGAUCUGUGCUAUAUGAAAAUAUCCUCCCUGGCGUUCCCGAACUCAGGGGUGUCCCAAUUCUGGGUGCCAUGCCCAUCUACCUCAAGCAUGGAAUGCCUCAGCUUCUCGGCCGACUCAUUGCAAUUGGUGAGGACGGGAUCUCGUAUGCCAAAGUUGUCAAUAACGUGCUAGUUUCAGUCCAUGAUCCGGCCAUGGUGAAAGAGGUUCUUUCAUAUCCAGAAGAAAUAGCAUCUCGGGAAGGUGAUAUUGGACGGAUGAGUUGGUCUCCCUUUUGGACACUGCGGCGACUCAUAGGUGAAUCUCUCUUCAACUACGUCGGCCCCGACACAAGCCACCAUCGCAAUGUCUUUAUUCGUGAAUUCAACAGCACCAAGUCCAAUGCCGAAAAGUUCAGCACAAUUUCGCGAAUAGCUCAAGAGCAUGCCAAUAUGUUGACAGGCCAGGCCAAAGUUGCCGAUGUGGAUGAUAUCAGAUACUCUGCAGACAACUUUGCUAUUGCUCUCUGGGGAGAGACUCUAUAUGGCAACCCCAACCAUUAUGUUGGUGGCCGCGUGCUAGAACUAUCUGAAACCAUUAUCACUUUGGCAGGUAAUCCUUGGCCUUCCGUUUGGUAUUCUAUUCAGUUGUUCUUCAAGAUGGUGACCCCAGGCGAGCCUACUCGGUCAGAGUCCAAGCUCCGUCAGAAAGUGGCCAAGGUCGUUGAAGCCAACAUAAUGAAGCUCGAGGCAUACGAGAAGACCAACCCAGAAGCUCCGCUGAAAACAAUUCGUAAUUUGUCUGUCAUGACUGGUGGAGGCAAAACCGGUCCUCUCUCCAAGUUUGCGUCUGAAUUCACCAACCUCAACCUCUUCGGAGGUCAUCACAGUAUUGGCUUGAACGUUACCUGGKCAUUGAUUGAGCUUGACAACAACCCUGAAUGUCUGAAGAAGCUCAUGGCUGAGAUUGACUCAGUAGACACCAACGAUUUCAAUAGUGUUAACUCCAAGAUGCCCUACUUAGAUGCUAUCAUCAUGGAAAUCAACCGUUUACACCCAACUGUUCACGCUACCCUUCGAGUCAUCAACCACGAAACCAAGCUCGCCGCCAGCAAGAACCCCGUUACCUUGAAACCGGGCAUGCUGAUUUACCUUUCUUACCUUCACCUCCAUACUUCACCCAAGUUUUGGGGCCCUGAUUCUUAUCAAUUCAUUCCGGAGCGCUUCCUCGGUAACUAUGAUAAGAGUCAACCGUUUAUGUCCUUCGGGUACGGACCACGUAACUGUGUUGGAUACAAAUUUGCAACCUUGGCUGCCAAGGUAUAUCUCCUCACCCUUCUCAAGACGUACGACUUGCAGGUUAAGGAACAUGAUCAUGAGAUGAAGCUCGGAGUCAUUGGCGACGCUCAGGAAGGUGAAAAAGCCCAGCAUUCGUCGGUCAACACUUUACAGAAACGCGAAGAUGGUACCGACUACCCUUCGGGUAUAAACCUAUUCUUGAUAGUUCUGGCCUUGUGCUUGAGUGUUUUCCUUAUGGCACUUGACAAUUCUAUCAUCGCGACUGCUAUUCCCAAGAUCACUGACCAAUUCAACAGCCUAGACGACGUAGGCUGGUACGGUAGUGCCUACAUGCUGACGACGGCGUCAUUGCAACUACUGUCUGGCAAGUUUUACAGCUUCUUCAGCAUUAAAUGGGUGUUUUUAGGCUCGAUUCUUCUUUUCGAACUGGGGAGCUUGAUCUGCGGUGUAGCCCAGAACAGCUUGACACUGAUCAUCGGCCGCGCAGUGGCAGGKAUGGGUUCGGCAGCUAUCUUCUCCGGCGCCCUCAUCAUCCUCGCACAUUCAGUACCCCUGGAGCGGCGCCCAAUGUACAGCGGCUUUAUUGGUAGCAUGUAUGGUAUUGCUUCGGUUGCAGGCCCCCUGCUUGGGGGUGUCUUCACCGACAAGGUCACCUGGCGUUGGUGCUUUUUCAUCAACCUGCCUAUUGGGGCUGUCACGCUAUUCGUGAUUAUAAUCUUCUUUCCCGACCCGCAAAUUAAAAGAGAGUCUGAGAUUUGGUCCAAACGAUUCAGACGCUUCGACCCCCUGGGUAAUCUCGUUUUCAUGCCUGCCAUAAUCUGCCUAUUGCUGGUUAUGCAGUGGGGCGGCACCAAAUAUGCCUGGAAUAGUUGGCGUGUUAUCCUGCUCUUUUGCUUGUUUGGCAUACUGCUCAUUGUUUUCCUCUUUCUUCAGUACUGGCAGCAAGACUUUGCCACGGUGCCGCCUCGUAUUUUCUUGAAGCGCACCGUCUGGUCUGCCGCUAUCUUUACAUUUUGCGUCGGCGCUGCGUUUCUCAGCAGUGUCUACUAUUUGCCCAUUUGGUUUCAGGCUGUUAAAAACGCUAGUCCCGUCGAGUCCGGUGUCAUGAACCUACCGUUACUAAUCAGCAACGUGGUUGCCUCCAUCAUCUCAGGAGUUGCCGUCACCACAUUUGGCUAUUACACUCCCUUCAUGCUGCUUGCUUCCAUAAUUACACCUAUUAGCUACGGCCUCAUGACCACCUUUCAUCCAGACACCGGGCAUUCAAGAUGGAUUGGCUACCAGGCUCUGGCUGGUUUCGGUAUCGGAUUUGGGGUCCAGCAGCCCCUUAUCGCCGUACAGGUAGUACUCGACAUUGCGGACGUGCCCACGGGUACCGCUCUCAUGGUAUUUAUGCAGGUCCUCGGCGGUGCUCUUUUUGUCUCGGUUGAUGAAAACGUUUUUUCAAACAAGCUCGUCCAAUAUAUCGUCGAGUAUGCCCCAGGAGUCGACCCCGCAGUUGUUCUGGGAGCUGGCGCCACUGGAAUCAAGCAAGCUGUCGACUCGGCGAAUUUACCAGGGGUCCUGCUCGCAUACAAUGAUGCCAUUACCCAAACUUUCAUUGUUGGUGCUGCCAUGGCCGGCAUAAGUAUCAUUGGUGCUCUGAUUGUCGAGUGGAAAAGUGUUAAAGGCAAAAAUAUUGGUAUGUGA
This is a messenger RNA of Talaromyces amestolkiae, 3075 nucleotides long. RefSeq lists its product as uncharacterized. The record is from RefSeq and is a predicted model, not a curated record. Gene Ontology annotation, biological process: transmembrane transport. Gene Ontology annotation, molecular function: iron ion binding; oxidoreductase activity, acting on paired donors, with incorporation or reduction of molecular oxygen; heme binding. Bases 1 to 3075 code for a protein of 1024 amino acids. NCBI's taxonomy places the organism in Eukaryota, Fungi, Ascomycota, Eurotiomycetes, Eurotiales, Trichocomaceae. The transcript is spliced from 7 exons.